AUGGCUCACACGCAUAAUGUGACUGAAUUCAUUUUUCUGGGACUUUCCCCUAGUCAGGAGGUACAGAAAGUUUGCUUUGUGAUAUUUCUGCUCCUGUACACAGCAGUUGUGCUGGGGAAUGGCCUCAUCGUGAUCACUGUCAUGACCAGCAGCAGUCUUGGUUCCCCCAUGUACUUCUUCCUUAGCUGCCUGUCCUUCGUGGAGAUCUGCUACUCCUCUACGACAGCCCCCAAACUCAUCUCAGAUUUGCUGGCUGAGAAGAAAGCCAUAUCUCUGUGGGGCUGCCUGACACAGCUUUUCUUUAUCCACUUCUUUGGUGGCAUUGAGACGUUCCUGCUCACCGUGAUGGCUUAUGACCGCUAUGUGGCCAUUUGCAAGCCCCUCAACUAUACCACCAUCAUGAACCGGCGGGUGUGUGCUGUCCUGGUGGGACUGGCAUGGGUGGGGGGCUCUGUGCACUCCUUGGCCCAAAUCCUUCUCAUUGUCCACUUGCCUUUCUGUGGCCCCAAUGUGAUCAACCACUAUUUCUGUGACGUGCUUCCCCUGCUCAAACUUGCCUGCUCUGACACCUUCCUCAUUGGCCUGCUGAUUGUUGCCAACGGGGGCACCCUGUCUGUGAUCAGCUUUGUGGUCCUCUUAGCCUCCUACGUGGUCAUCCUGCUCCAUCUGAGGACCCGAAGCUCUGAAGGGCGGCGCAAGGCCCUCUCCACCUGUGGGGCCCACAUCACUGUGGUGACCUUGUUCUUUGGGCCCUGCAUCUUCAUCUAUCUGAGGCCGUCCACCACCCUGUCUGUGGACAAGCUGGUGGCCGUGUUCUACACAGUGAUCACGCCUCUCCUCAACCCUGUCAUCUACUCCCUGAGGAACACUGAAGUGAAGAAGGCUGUGAAACGGCUGUGGAUCAGGACAGUGAAGCUGGAUGGGAAAUAG
Molossus molossus (Pallas's mastiff bat) is the source of this 930-nucleotide messenger RNA. Its product is annotated as olfactory receptor 4X2-like. Gene Ontology annotation, biological process: G protein-coupled receptor signaling pathway. Bases 1 to 930 code for a protein of 309 amino acids. NCBI's taxonomy places the organism in Eukaryota, Metazoa, Chordata, Mammalia, Chiroptera, Molossidae. The transcript has a single exon. The record is from RefSeq and is a predicted model, not a curated record. Gene Ontology annotation, molecular function: olfactory receptor activity; G protein-coupled receptor activity. Gene Ontology annotation, cellular component: membrane.